UUUCUUGCAUACGGGAAGUUCCUUCCUACCGUCCCACAUUAAACCGAAGCCCCCGACCUUACCUUUCUCUCUCUGCAAUUAUUUUAACUAUCAGAGAGAACUCAUAUACGGUCCACACAGAUUUUCUCGAGAAAAUUAAAUGGAUUCGAUUUCCGUGAAUUGGGAAGCUCUCGAUUCUUUGGUCAUUGAUUUCGCCAAAUCUGAGAACGUAAUAGAAGACUCUGUCUCGUCUCCAUCGUCACCUUCGUCUUCGUCUUAUCAUUCGCGUUUGUUGAUUCGCCAGAUUCGACGGUUGGUGGAGGUCGGUGACGUUGAUGCCGCCAUAGAUCUCCUUCGUGCUCACGCAUCUUUCGUUCUUGAUGAUCACCGACUUCUGUUCCGGUUACAGAAGCAGAAAUUUAUUGAGCUUUUGAGGAGAGGAACUGAAGAGGAUCGUGAUUCUGCACUCAAAUGCCUACGCACUGCAUUGGCGCCUUGCGCCCUUGAUGCUUAUCCGGAAGCAUAUGAGGAAUUUAAGCAUGUUCUUCUUGCCUUCAUUUAUGAUAAAGAUGAUCAUACCUCCCCUGUGGCAAAUGAGUGGUCUGAAAGGAGGAGGUUUGACAUUGCUGGAUUAUUGUCCUCUGUUUUAAGAGCUCAUUUACAUGCAUAUGAUCCCGUCUUUUCGAUGACUUUGAGAUAUUUGAUAAGCAUACACAAAGGGUUCUGCUUUCGUCAAGGAAUUCUAUCACCAAUUUCAGAUCUUACUGAGAGGUUGCUUCUUGAGGAACGAGACCCUCCUGCGACACCCCAGGAGAGUUUGUAUGAAGCACCCCCAUUUGAUGAGGUGGACAUACAAGCCCUUGCACAUGCUGUGGAGCUUACAAGACAAGGUGCCAUUGAUAGCCUAAGAUUCGCUAAGGGUGAUUUAUUCCAGGCAUUUCAGAAUGAAAUAUGCCGGAUGAGAUUGGAUGUUUCCAUGCUUGAUGAGCUUGUUCAUGAAUAUUGUGUGUAUAGGGGUAUUGUGGAUUCUGGUCUUACUUCCCCUUCUGGAAACUGUUCUCUUGAUGUUGAAUCUGGAGCCAGUAAAAAUUCGAACAGUGAGACUUCUAUUAAUAAUGCUCGCAUGAAUAGCUCUCCUGAAAUUAAUGUUGAUAUGGUCAGCAUGCACGGUACUGAAACUGAAGAGCGAUACCCGUCUGAGACAACCAGCAACCAUGAAGACUGUAGUACCAGUGGAAAAAAUCACACUGAAAAUUCAAGGGUUUCACAAAGAAGUAGAAUUCAUGGAAUUGGGGAAAGGAGCAAACGCAAGCGUUGGAGAGGGCGACAUGAGAACCUUGAUUCUAUUCCUGAUAUUCUCAGUGGAAGCAGCAAGCAAGAUCUUAGCACCACUACCUUGACCCUGAGCACAAGUGCCUCCAAGGAACACCAGGGUUUCGAAAAAGAUACACAUCCAACUGUGGAUGCUAGGGAUGAUAAGUUUGAAAUUGUGCUGGGGAUGAAGGAAUUAGCAAGCAGAGGAAUGGCAGCUGAGGUUGUGGAAGAAAUAAAUGCUAUGGACCCGAACUUUUUUUCACGGAACCCUAUUUUGUUAUUCCAACUUAAACAGGUUGAAUUUCUGAAGCUGGUCCGAUCCGGUAAUCAUUCUAGCGCAUUAAAGGUCGCUUGUUCCCAUUUAGGCCCAAUGGCUACUAGUGAUCCAGCUUUGCUGAAGCCCUUGAAGGAGACUUUGUUGGCAUUGCUCAAACCCAACGAAGAUGCUCUUUGUGAAGGCUUGCCCUUACUUACUCUUGCAACUUCACUUCAGGUUGCAAUUGGUAGGAGGUUUGGCAUUGAAGAACCCCAGCUUAUGAAGAUAAUGAGAACGAGCCUUUACACACACAGUGAGUGGUUUAAACUUCAAAUGUGUAAGGAUCGAUUUGAAGGACUUCUAAAAAUCGACUCCUUGAAAGAAGUUGCCAUGCCCUUGCUUACUGAUGCUUCUUCCAAGCUAAAUUCAGAUACUUGUACCCAUGGAUCUUCCCAAGUUACCGCAUGUUCAAGCAGUAGGAUGCAGGAAGAUGGAAGCAGUCCAUCUCAAGUGUCUUCUAGAGAUAUUGCUUGUGAUGAAAAUGCAAUACUUAAAGUAAUGGAAUUUCUUGCUUUGCCAAGGGCUGAUGCCAUUCAUCUUCUUGCACAGUAUGAUGGAAAUGCCGAGACCGUCAUUCAGCAGAUAUUUGGGUAGUUUGGAAUGUAUACUAGCAAAACUAAAUUUAUUCGUUUAUUUUAUUCUGAAUAUUAUUUCAUUCAAUUGUGCCAUAGAUUUUCCAUGUAGAUAUAUGAACAGUGUCCCAAAAAAAGCCCAAUCGGGUGUUCUUGUCAGGAAAAGCAGUUAAUAAAAUAUCGAUUUGGUUCAGAUGUGAGCUCUGCAUUUGUUGAAGUUUUCACCCUUAUUAGGGAAUCGGGGUCAAACUUUUCACCGCAUAAAACUUUCUUGUCGAAGUUUAUUUGGGAUAAUCACACGGCAUUGUAUGGAAGUGAGUUAAAUGUGUUUAUUUCA
Messenger RNA from Cornus florida, 2518 nucleotides. RefSeq lists its product as uncharacterized. The transcript has 12 exons. Gene Ontology annotation, biological process: proteasome-mediated ubiquitin-dependent protein catabolic process. NCBI's taxonomy places the organism in Eukaryota, Viridiplantae, Streptophyta, Magnoliopsida, Cornales, Cornaceae. Bases 140 to 2203 code for a protein of 687 amino acids. Gene Ontology annotation, cellular component: nucleus; cytoplasm. The record is from RefSeq and is a predicted model, not a curated record.